UGUCACGGUCCCCCCAGACCCUCUCAUCCCGCCGUGUGUCUGCCACCCUGUGCCCCCCCUGCACCCUGCACCCCCAGAUUCCUCAGGACGUGGGGCAGGGCGCAGCCUUGUGCGGCCGCGUGGGCAGCGGGGACAGGCGGCGGGGACAGGCGGCGGGGACAGACAGGCAGCGGCCUCCGCGCUCCCCCGCCACGGCGAAGAGGGGGCAGUUUCUUCUUUGUCUGCUCCCGGUGCCAGCGGCAGCGCCCGCCGGAGCAGCGGGGGGACGGGAGGACGGCGGCCGAGCUGCCUCUGCCCCGGUACCACCGCCACCACCUCGGCCUGGCUGCUCUGAGCACGAUCCCACCGCGAUCCCGGGAGUAACCGAGCUCUUCAUGACGGAACAGUGACCGGGAAGAGUCCGGUAACAGCGGCUGCGUCCGGGGAGGACGGCAGCACUGGGGACAAGGACACCCGCGCCCCGUCCCCCCCGCGGCACCCGCCGCCGGCCAUGGGGAACGGCAUGAGCCAGAUCCUCCCGGGCCUCUACCUUGGGAACUUCAUCGAUGCCAAAGACCUGGAGCAGCUGAGCCGGAACAAGAUCACCCACAUUGUUUCCAUCCAUGAAUCUCCCCAGCCCUUGCUGCAGGACAUUACCUACCUCCGCAUCCCCCUGCCCGACACCCCUGAGGCCAACAUCAAGAGGCACUUCAAGGAAUGCAUCAGCUUUAUCCACCAGUGUCGCCUGCGUGGAGGGAACUGCCUGGUCCACUGCCUGGCCGGCAUCUCCCGCAGCACCACCGUGGUUGUCGCCUAUGUCAUGGCCGUGACGGAGCUGAGCUCUCAGGAGGUGCUGGACGCCAUCCGGACCAUCCGGCCCGUGGCCAACCCCAACCCGGGCUUCAGACAGCAGUUGGCUGAGUUCAACGGCAGCGCAGCCCGCAAGGUCCGCAGGCACCUGAAGCAGAGGUACGGGACGUCCCCGUUCAACGACGAAGAAGAAAUCAAAGCCUUGCUGCCCGCGGGGAGAGGAGGAGCGGCCAGGACGGAGGGAGCCCUGCAAGGACUGGUCCCAAGGGGCAGAGACAUCAGGAGCACGACCCCCUUUCUCCUGCGGGUGAAGAGGACGUUCUCCUGCAUCCCAGCUUGUCUGAAGUGUCUGUCCCCUCUCCCGCGGGUGGCCCUGUCCCGUCCCCUCUGGGUGGCCCUGACCUCCUUUCUGUGGGUUGCUCUGUCACCUCUCCCGUGGCUGUCCCGUGUUGCCAUCGUUGUCCCCCCCCGCCCGGUGCUGGCAGCACAUCCAGAGCCGGCGGCGUGGGGCGGGAAACGGAAAGUGAAAGUCGGGGCCGCACUUUCGCUUUCACUGCCACUACACGUUCCCGCGGGGCCCGGGGCCGCGAUGGCGGAGCCGGGGGGUCCCAUGAGGCUCAAGGAGUGGCUGAUCGCUCAAAUCGACAGCGGCCGGUACCCGGGGCUGCGCUGGGAGAACCGGCACCGAACGCUCUUCCGCAUCCCCUGGAAACACGCGGCCAAGCAGGAUUACCGGCAGCAGCAGGACGCCGCGCUCUUCAAGGCUUGGGCCGUCUACAAGGGGAAGUACCAGGAGGGGACGGACAAGGCUGACCCCUCCACCUGGAAGACGCGGCUGCGCUGCGCCCUCAACAAGAGCACCGACUUCCAGGAGGUGCCCGAGCGGAGCCAGCUGGACAUCUCCGAGCCCUACAAGGUGUACCAGAUCCUCUCCGAUGGCACCCGGGACACGGAGAAGGACGGUGACACCGGGUUCCCAGCCAGUGAGGAUCAGCAGGGCAGCACUGCGGGGAGCCCAGCGGAGCAGAGCCCGAAGGGCACGAUGGAGAUGUGCCACAUGUCCCCACAUCCCCUGCCCUCUGCCCACCCAGCCCAGCGAGGGUACCACGUGAAGGGCGUCUUCUAUGGCUGGAACCCGACCCACAGCCCCCUCCUCCCCAGACCCACGGCCUUCAUCCCCGUGGGGGACGUCAACCACUCAGACUGCUGGCUCCACGUCCGCCUCUACUACUGCGACGUGCUGGUGAAGGAGGUGACGACCCGCACGGCCGAGGGCUGCCGCAUCGCCUCCCGCCCCGGGACACCCGACACCCAGAGCCUCUACGGCCCCUCCUGCAUGGAGCAGAUCGAGUUCCCCCCACCCCGAGCCCUGGGAGGGGGCGGCAGGGUGUCCAGCAUGACCGACGUGCUGGAGCGGCUCCUGCCCCACCUGGAGCGCGGUGUGCUGCUGUGGGUGGCACCCGAGGGGGUCUUCAUGAAGCGGCAGUGCCAGGGCAGGGUGUACUGGAACGGGCCGCUGGCCCCGCACAGGGACUGGCCCAACAAGCUGGAGAGGGAGAAGACCUACAAGCUGCUGGACACGCAGCAGUUCCUGCAGCAGCUGCGGGGGUACCUGAGCCAGGGACAGCCCAUGCCACAGUACCAGAUCCAGCUCUGCUUCGGGGAGGAGUACCCCACCAGCACCAGGCACCACCUCCAGAAGCUCAUCAUGGCCCAUGUGGAGCCGGUGUUUGCACGGGAGCUCUUCCAUCACGCCCAGCGCAUGGGCCCAACGCUGCUCCACAACUGUCCCCAGCCCUGUGCCCCUGGCACCUCCAGCCACACCGUGCACAUCCUCCAACAGCUCUGACAGCCCUGAGCCUGGCCGGGAGGAGAGCCCAGAAGUCCUGGAGCAGGCUGCUCUGCCAUGCCACAGCCCUGCCACGGUCCCCAGGCCAGCAUGGAUGGAGCUGAGCACUGCAGGGCUGGACACAGCGUGUGCUGGGAGGUGACACUGCCCCCAGCAUCCGUCUCUGGAUUUAUUCCUUGGGGGAGGGGGUGCUGUGUGAGGAUAGAGUCAGCCAGGAUGAGCUGCUCACCAACCUGACCUGAGAAAUAAAGGUUGUGUUUGGGUA
Messenger RNA from Calypte anna (Anna's hummingbird), 2903 nucleotides. RefSeq names its product dual specificity phosphatase 15 (gene DUSP15). The transcript has 16 exons. Gene Ontology annotation, molecular function: DNA-binding transcription factor activity, RNA polymerase II-specific; protein tyrosine/serine/threonine phosphatase activity; RNA polymerase II cis-regulatory region sequence-specific DNA binding. Gene Ontology annotation, biological process: protein dephosphorylation; regulation of transcription by RNA polymerase II; immune system process. Gene Ontology annotation, cellular component: nucleus. NCBI's taxonomy places the organism in Eukaryota, Metazoa, Chordata, Aves, Apodiformes, Trochilidae. The coding region runs from base 491 to 2638 and encodes 715 amino acids. The record is from RefSeq and is a predicted model, not a curated record.